AUGGCUACAACUUCUGAAAAAAUGCAACAACAGUUUCCUAAUCUGAAAUGGAAUAAACUGCCUUCUCCAGAGGAACACUCAAAUUAUACUUGGCAUGGCUUUGAGCCCAACAGCAAACUCUUCUUGGAGAGGGGCCAUACUCGUUGGGCUGGCAGACUCCCAUUCCCCGUUGACACAAUUUUGGAAAGGGACGUGGCAGUGCCUAUACGCGACGGUAUCAGAAUUUACGCUGAUGUCUUCCGCCCGGCAAAUACAGACGCCAAAGAUAAAGUCCCUGCGGUCAUUGCGUUUAGCCCUUAUGGAAAGACGGGCACAGGAGUGCCCAACUACGACAUCAUGGGGCCCCACCACAUUGGCCUCAAGCUUGAGGAUACCUCUGGAUACGAAAAGUUCGAGGGCCCUGAUCCUGCUACUUGGGCAGAGUAUGGAUAUGCCAUAAUCAACGUCGAUGCUAGAGGUGCAGGGAAGUCUGAAGGCAACGUGGUUUUCUACGGGCCCCAGGAAGCCGAAGAUGUUUACGACACCAUCGACUAUAUAUCCAAGCAACCAUGGUGCAGCGGCUCGGUUGGGAUGGCCGGCAACUCGUGGCUAGCCAUCUCGCAAAUCAACUUUGCGUCACGUCAUGAGCAUCCAGCGCUCAAAGCCUUGGCUCCUUGGGAAGGCCGACACGAUGUGUAUCGUGAUACUCUUGGUAGAGGGGGGAGAAGACACAACCCCUAUCUGCAUAGAUUCCUCUUGUCUGGUUUUACAGGUACAAAUGCAGUGGAGAAUAUGCCAGAGAUGUUUUCCGAACGACCUUUUUAUGAUGAUUAUUGGGAGAGCAAGUAUAUACAUACAGAGAAUAUCAACGUCCCGAUCUACUUGCUGGGUUCCUUCCCUUCCCAGCUCCAUAUUCGAGGUUCUUUUCACAUAUUCCGCACAGCCAAGACGUCACAAAAGUGGCUUCGAGUCCAUCCAAAUGCAGAUCUCAAGAAGUUCUACGAUCGAUUCCUGAAAGGUAUCCAAAAUGGCUGGGAAGAGGAUACUCCUCCUGUUCGCUUGUCGCUUCUUGGAUUUGAAGCGGAUGGCAACCUCACCAAAUCCAUCGAAGAACAGCCUGAGAGAGAAUGGCCCUUGGCUCGACAACAGCUCAAGACAUUGUACCUCAACUCCGCAUCAAAGGAGCUCGUAUGGGAUAAACAGGCCACAGAGGGGUCGAUCACGCAUUUUGCCGAAGGUCUAACAGAUAAAUUUUACGUUCAUUUUAAACAACAUACGGAAAUAGCCGGAUACGCAAAAGUCAAGCUCUGGAUAUCGUGUAAGGAGCACGAUGACCUCGAUGUUGCCGUUCAGCUCCGCAAGAUCUCAGCUGACGGUAGACUGCUCGAACAUCUCAACUAUCCCUGCCCUUUGCCGGUCUCUGAGGUAAGAAAUGAUAACAUCGCCAAAUGUCUUGGCCCUCAGGGUUUCCUCCGUGCCUCACACCGAGUGACUAAAGAUGACAAGCUAUCAACGGCUCAAGAGGUGGUUUAUAAACAUGAUAAGCGGGAGCCGAUUCCUUUGGGCGAAGUUGUGAAUCUUGAAAUCACUCUUUGGCCAAUGGGUAUGGUAUUCGCACCGGGUGAGGGCAUCAUGCUGCGCGUGGCGGGAUACGAUAUGUGUUAUCCGGAUACAGACAGGGUCAAGCCGGCACAUGAUAACAACGAAAAUGUUGGCCAUCAUACAAUUCACACUGGUGGUAAGUAUGAUUCGCAAUUAAUCUUACCGUUUAUCUAG
Molecule: messenger RNA, 1755 nt
Organism: Trichoderma atroviride IMI 206040
Lineage: Eukaryota; Fungi; Ascomycota; Sordariomycetes; Hypocreales; Hypocreaceae
Source: RefSeq, a predicted model, not a curated record